Molecule: messenger RNA, 912 nt
Organism: Leishmania braziliensis MHOM/BR/75/M2904
Lineage: Eukaryota; Euglenozoa; Kinetoplastea; Trypanosomatida; Trypanosomatidae
Product: putative exosome complex exonuclease
Exons: 1
Coding region: 1-912 (303 amino acids)
Biological process (GO): poly(A)-dependent snoRNA 3'-end processing; exonucleolytic trimming to generate mature 3'-end of 5.8S rRNA from tricistronic rRNA transcript (SSU-rRNA, 5.8S rRNA, LSU-rRNA); TRAMP-dependent tRNA surveillance pathway
Cellular component (GO): cytoplasmic exosome (RNase complex); nuclear exosome (RNase complex)
Molecular function (GO): RNA binding
Source: RefSeq, a predicted model, not a curated record
AUGUCAUCUGGUGUCGUGAUUGUGGGUGACUCCAUCUGUGGAGGCGAAGUUGGUCAAAAGUUGAGCACGAGCUCCGACGAAGUGUAUCUGCGCGGGUUUAACACUUUUGCGGGGAAUAAGCCGAGCGACGUGGCGCUGCUCCACGAAGGGGCCGGUGAAAUUGUGGCUGCUAUCAAUGGGUACAUAGAAGUAACGGAUCGUGUGAUAUCGGUGAAGGGGCUGCUGCCGCGGUACCAACCCGAAAUUGGUGAUGUGGUGGUGGGUCGGAUCUUGGAGGUAACAGGCAACAAGUGGCAAGUUGAUGUAAACUCCUCCCAAGCAGCAAUUAUGCUUCUUUCUAACGUAACAGAGCCUGGAGGCAUACUGCGACGUCGAGGUCGCGGUGAUGAGCUAGGUAUGCGUCAGCUUUUCGAUCAAGAUGAUCUAGUUGCGGCGGAGGUUCAGCGCAUCUCUCCUGAUGGUGUGAUGUCAUUGCACACACGUGCAGCCGAGAAAUAUGGUCGGCUUUUAGGGCCGGGCAUUUUGGUGAGUGUGCGUCCCUCUUUGGUGAAACGCGCGAAGCACCAGUUUGUGGAACUUACCGACUACAACACGCAACUAAUCGUUGGUAUGAAUGGAAACAUAUGGAUCUGCUCGAUGCAGUCCUAUGCUACCGAAACGGAGGAAAAAGACCACGCCGUGGACACAUAUCAAAAUGUAGCACGCGUCGCAAACUGCAUCAAAGCACUAGGAGCUGCGCAAGUGCAAAUUUACCCAGCAUCGAUAAAGGCCACCGUGGCAGCGUCGUUAGAGGCAGGCUUGUCAGCAUUUGAUGUUUCGCUUGACAAGCACCGAGAUGCGCUUGUGGUACACGCCGUCGACGUGGUACGAAUGAAGCGCCGUCGCGAGGACGACGGCGCUUCGGCGCGAUAG